AUGCCGCUAACCAAGGUUUUCCACUCUGAUUCCCGUCAGGUGAAUCACAGUGGCCAGCCAGCCCCAGAGUUCACUGCUACAGCCGUAGUGGACGGACAGUUCAAAGAGGUCAAGCUGUCCUACUACAGAGGCUUCGCUUUGUAUGUGGUGCUGUUUUUCUACCUGCUGGACUUCACCUUUGUUUGCCCCACUGAGAUUGUGGCCUUCAGUGAACGUGCUGAGGAGUUCAGGAAGAGUGACUGUGAGGUCCUGGCAGCCUCUACAGACUCCCACUUCAUUCACCUGGCCUGGAUCAACACAGAAAAGAAACAGGGAGGUCUGGGCCCUAUGAAGAUCCCUCUGCUGGCUGACCCCACUCAGGCCAUCUCCAGGGACUACGGAGUGCUGAAGGAGGACGAGGGCAUAGCCUACAGUGUGCCCAGCAGGAAGGAGACCAGGGAGAGACACCAUCGUUCCAGACAUCCAGAAGAGCAAGGAGUUUUUCUCCAAACAGAACUGAUCCAUCCACACCUCCGUAGAGGUGCUACGUCUAUACAGGGUACUAACUGAGCACUUACUGUUGUUAGCUGGAUCGCUGACUGACUGAGUCUGCUGAUCGCAUUGAUUCUGUGUCAACUACACUGUCAGUGGGGAUGUGUUUUGUGAGAGUUCUUGAAAAUGAUAUAUCAUUUGUGUAUUAGGCUUGAUGUUGAUUCCAUCACGGGGCUUAUUUUACUGCUGUUCUCUAAUGAUUUUUUAUUUUUAACUUAUCUAACUUCUACUUAACACAUAUUUUUAUGAAAACUGCAUUGUUAGUUAAGGGCUUGUAAUUAAGCAUUUCACUGUAAGGUAAACAUGUUGUAUUCAAAUAACAUUUGAUUUGUUUUGAUUACAAUUCAAACAGUGCCAUGUGAGUAUGAACUGGAAUGUUAAUAAAAAAAACAGAAUUUCUA
Molecule: messenger RNA, 932 nt
Organism: Oncorhynchus tshawytscha (Chinook salmon)
Lineage: Eukaryota; Metazoa; Chordata; Actinopteri; Salmoniformes; Salmonidae
Product: peroxiredoxin-2
Exons: 4
Coding region: 1-549 (182 amino acids)
Biological process (GO): response to oxidative stress; removal of superoxide radicals; cell redox homeostasis
Cellular component (GO): cytosol
Molecular function (GO): thioredoxin peroxidase activity
Source: RefSeq, a predicted model, not a curated record